UCUUUGGCUUCAAAACUGGAUGAAAUUAAGAGCAAUUCAGCAAACUCAGAUUGUGGUCAUUCGUACAACAUUCAAAGGUUACAAUCUAUUCCACAUGAUACCAAUUCUGAAGAUGUUUUUCGGUGUGAAAGAGCUAUAGGUGCCUUGGAGAAAAGGAAAAAUUGUUAUCUUCCCUCCCUUGAUUUAGUUCCAGGGGGAAAGAGCACAGUAAGGUAUGUUGAAGUAAAGCUUCAAGCCUUAGAAGAAAUAAAGGGAACACUUUUUCACAUGCUGGACAAUGUCAAUACUGUACUUCUUGCCUUACGUAGAAGAUAUGACCAAAAUACUUACACAAAGGCUGAAGAAGUGAGAAGGAAGAGAAGAAUGAAAGAACAAAAAAGAAAGAACAAGACCAAGAAGCGGAAAGUAUUGUCAAGGCAGGCUAAAGAGGUGUGUAAACUUUUGACUGGGAAUGAAGAAAUAGAUAUCACUCAAAAAGCCAGU
This is a messenger RNA of Porites lobata, 483 nucleotides long. NCBI's taxonomy places the organism in Eukaryota, Metazoa, Cnidaria, Anthozoa, Scleractinia, Poritidae. The record is from the annotation of a GenBank genome assembly.